AUGUGCAGAGCUGAGAGUCAGAUUCUGACAGGGGCACGACACUACCUCUUCCACUACCAGUUCAGUGAUCGUUACGGCCGAACUGGGCCAAACCGGUUGAAUGCCACCGCUUGGGUCCCUCCAUGCUCUCUGUGUCUCCCGCAGUCGUCCUCCCUGAUUUCGAGUGCCACCGCGGCCGCUUUGCUGAGCUCCGGAGCAGUGGACUAUUGCCUUCACGUCCUGAAGUCCCUGCUGGACUACUGGAAGAGCCAGCAGAAUGACGAGGAGCCCGUGCCCACCAGCCAGCUCCUGAAGCCCCACACCACCUCCUCUCCGCCGGACAUGAGCCCGUUCUUUCUGCGGCAGUACGUCAAGGGUCACGCGGCCGACGUCUUCGAGGCCUACACUCAACUUCUGACAGAGAUGGUCCUGCGGCUGCCCUAUCAGAUCAAGAAGAUCGCUGACACCAACUCCCGCAUCCCGCCCCCUGUCUUCGAUCAUUCGUGGUUCUACUUCUUGUCUGAGUACCUGAUGAUCCAGCAGACCCCCUACGUGCGGCGUCAGGUGCGCAAGCUGCUCCUCUUCAUCUGCGGCUCCAAGGAGAAGUACCGCCAGCUGCGGGACCUGCACACCCUCGAUUCCCACGUCCGGGGGAUCAAGAAGCUGCUGGAGGAGCAAGGCAUUUUCCUGAGGGCCAGCGUGGUCACUGCCAGCUCCGGCUCCGCCCUGCAGUACGACACCCUCAUCAGUUUGAUGGAGCACCUGAAGGCCUGCGCCGAAAUUGCCACGCAGCGCACGGUCAACUGGCAGAAAUUCUGCAUCAAAGACGACUGUAAGAACUCCAACAAGUCCCAGCAAGAGCUGCUGCUGGACCUGAUGUGGUCCAUCUGGCCAGAGCUGCCGGCCUACGGGCGGAAGGCUGCCCAGUUUGUGGAUCUCCUGGGCUACUUCUCCCUGAAAACCCAGCAGACGGAGAAAAAGUUCAAGGAAUACUCCCAGAAGGCAGUGGAGAUUCUCCGGAUGCAGAACCACAUCCUCACCAAUCACCCCAACUCCAACAUCUACAACACACUCUCUGGCCUGGUGGAGUUUGAUGGCUACUAUUUAGAGAGCGACCCCUGCCUCGUUUGCAACAACCCCGAAGUGCCUUUCUGCUACAUCAAGCUCUCCUCCAUCAAGGUGGACACCCGCUACACCACCACCCAGCAGGUGGUCAAGCUGAUCGGCAGCCACACCAUCAGCAAAGUGACGGUCAAGAUCGGAGACCUGAAGCGCACCAAGAUGGUCCGGACCAUCAACCUCUACUACAACAACCGGACCGUGCAGGCCAUCGUGGAGCUGAAGAACAAGCCGGCCCGCUGGCACAAAGCCAAGAAGGUCCAGCUGACCCCCGGCCAGACGGAGGUGAAGAUCGACCUUCCGCUGCCCAUUGUGGCGUCCAACCUGAUGAUCGAGUUUGCCGACUUCUACGAGAACUACCAGGCCUCCACGGAAACCUUGCAGUGCCCCCGAUGCAGCGCCUCGGUCCCCGCCAACCCCGGAGUCUGCGGAAACUGCGGGGAGAACGUCUACCAGUGCCACAAGUGCCGGUCGAUCAACUACGACGAGAAGGACCCCUUCCUCUGCAACGCCUGCGGCUUCUGCAAGUACGCCCGCUUUGAUUUCAUGCUGUUCGCCAAGCCGUGCUGCGCUGUGGACCCCAUCGAGAACGAAGAGGACCGGAAAAAGGCUGUGACCAACAUCAACACCCUCCUGGACAAGGCUGACCGGGUCUACCACCAGCUGAUGGGCCACCGACCCCAGUUGGAGAAUCUGCUCUGCAAAGUGAACGAGGCAGCGCCCGAAAAGCCACAGGAUGACUCCGGGGGCAGCGGAGGCCUCAGCUCCACCUCAGCCAGCGUGAACAGGUACAUCCUCCAGCUGGCACAAGAGUAUUGUGGUGACUGCAAGAACUCCUUUGACGAGCUCUCCAAGAUCAUCCAGAAAGUGUUCGCCUCCCGGAAGGAGCUCCUGGAGUACGACCUCCAGCAGAGAGAAGCCGCCAGCAAGUCCUCCCGCUCAGCCGUCCAGCCCACCUUCACCGCCAGCCAGUACCGUGCCCUCUCAGUCUUGGGUUGCGGUCACACCUCCUCCACCAAAUGCUACGGCUGCGCCUCGGCCGUCACCGAGCACUGCAUCACGCUGCUCCGGGCUUUGGCCAGCAAUGCCGCCAUCCGCCACAUCCUGGUCUCCCAGGGCCUCAUCCGGGAGCUCUUCGACUACAACCUGCGCCGAGGGGCUGCCAGCAUGCGGGAGGACGUCCGCCAGCUCAUGUGCCUCCUCACCAGAGACAACCCAGAAGCUACCCAGCAGAUGAACGAUCUCAUCAUCAGCAAAGUGUCCGCAGCUCUGAAGGGCCACUGGGCCAAUCCUGACCUGGCCAGCAGCCUUCAGUACGAGAUGCUGCUGCUGACGGACUCCAUCUCCAAGGAGGACAGCUGCUGGGAAUUGCGCCUCCGCUGUGCCCUCAGCCUCUUCCUCAUGGCCGUGAACAUCAAGACACCGGUGGUUGUGGAAAACAUCACCCUGAUGUGCCUACGGAUCCUUCAGAAGCUGAUCAAGCCCCCGGCACCCACCAGCAAGAAGAACAAGGACAUGCCAGUGGACUCCCUGACCACGGUCAAGCCCUACAGCAACGAGAUCCACGCCCAGGCCCAGCUGUGGCUCAAAAGGGAUCCAAAGGCCGCCUACGAGGUGUGGAAGAAGUGCCUCCCGGCCAGAGGCCUCGACGCCAACGGGAAAUCUCCCAGCCGGACGGAGCUCCGCCACCUCUACCUGACGGAGAAGUACGCCUGGAAGUGGAAGCAGUUCAUGAGCAAGCGGGGGAAGAGGACCUGCCCCCUGGACCUCAAGCUGGGACACAACAAUUGGCUGCGGCAGGUCUUGUUCACCCCAGCAACCCAAGCAGCCCGGCAGGCGGCUUGCACCAUCGUGGAAGCCCUGGCUACCAUCCCCAGCCGCAAGCAGCAAGUCCUUGACCUGCUGACCAGCUACCUGGACGAGCUGAGCGUGGCGGGAGAGUGUGCCGCAGAGUACCUGGCCCUCUACCAGAAGCUCAUCAAGCCAGCCCGCUGGAAGGUCUACCUAGCAGCCAGGGGCGUCCUGCCUUACAUCGGCAACCUGAUCACCAAGGAAAUCGCCCGUCUCCUGGCCCUGGAGGAAGCCACGCUCAGUACCGACCUGCAGCAGGGCUACGCUCUCAAGAGCAUCACCGGCCUCCUGUCCUCCUUUGUGGAAGUUGAGUCCAUCAAGCGCCACUUCAAGAGCCGGCUGGUGGGGACGGUGCUGAACGGCUACCUCUGCUUGCGGAAACUGGUGGUGCAGCGCACCAAGCUGAUCGACGAGACCCAGGACAUGUUGCUGGAGAUGCUGGAAGACAUGACCACAGGCACGGAGUCGGAGACCAAGGCUUUCAUGGCCGUCUGCAUCGAAACCGCCAAGCGCUACAGCCUGGACGACUACCGGACGCCCGUCUUCAUCUUCGAGAGGCUCUGCAGCAUCAUCUACCCGGAGGAGAACGAAGUGACGGAGUUCUUUGUCACGCUGGAGAAGGACCCUCAGCAAGAGGAUUUCCUGCAGGGCCGGAUGCCCGGGAACCCCUACAGCAGCAACGAGCCAGGCAUCGGCCCGCUGAUGAGGGACAUCAAGAACAAGAUCUGCCAGGACUGCGACUUGGUGGCUCUGCUGGAAGACGACAGCGGGAUGGAGCUUCUGGUGAACAACAAGAUCAUCAGCUUGGAUCUCCCGGUGGCCGAAGUGUACAAGAAAGUCUGGUGCCCGACAAACGAGGGCGAGCCCAUGAGGAUAAUUUACCGCAUGCGAGGCCUGCUGGGGGAUGCCACGGAAGAAUUCAUAGAAUCGCUGGAUUCCACUACAGAUGAAGAGGAGGAUGAGGAAGAGGUGUACAAGAUGGCGGGAGUCAUGGCGCAGUGCGGCGGUCUGGGCUGCAUGCUGAACCGCUUGACCGGGAUCAAAGACUUUAAACAAGGCCGUCAUCUGCUGACGGUCCUGCUGAAGCUCUUCAGCUACUGUGUCAAAGUGAAGGUCAACCGCCAGCAGCUGGUGAAGCUGGAGAUGAACACGCUCAACGUCAUGCUGGGGACGCUGAACUUGGCUUUGGUGGCUGAGCAGGAAAGCAAGGACAGCGGGGGAGCGGCGGUGGCAGAACAGGUCCUCAGCAUCAUGGAGAUUAUCCUGGACGAGUCCAACGCGGAGCCACUGAAUGAGGACAAGGGCAACCUGAUCCUGACAGGCGACAAGGACCAGCUGGUGAUGCUGCUGGAUCAGAUCAACAGCACGUUUGUCCGCUCCAACCCCAGCGUGCUCCAGGGCCUCCUGCGUAUCAUCCCUUACCUGUCCUUCGGGGAAACGGAGAAGAUGGAGAUCCUGGUGGACCGCUUCAAGCCCUACUGCACCUUCGACAAGUACGGAGAAGGAUGGCGCCCGGGGCCGUUCUCGGUCUUCUUCUAA
Molecule: messenger RNA, 4488 nt
Organism: Notechis scutatus (mainland tiger snake)
Lineage: Eukaryota; Metazoa; Chordata; Lepidosauria; Squamata; Elapidae
Source: RefSeq, a predicted model, not a curated record